CUCUCUGCUGUUUCUGAUCUCACUGAGAAAUGAGUCUCAGGGUGUGUUUUAUCUUCACAUAUCUCAACAAGGUUGCAUCAGAUCCACUUCAAACUCAGCAGCUAUGUCGCUGACGACCACAGGAAGUGCAGUGCAGUGUUUUUGGGGUUGUUUUGGGGCCAUUAGCAUCAACAUUAGCAUAAUUCCACCCUGUUGUUGGGCAACAUCACCAUGUAUUGCAUCAUCAUUUCAUCACAUCAUACACCAAAACUCUUUUUGUUGUAUGAGCAGUGGUGUAUGAUGUCACAGUGACAUAAUUUAUGUCACAAUAGAAUCCAAAGGUAUAUAAACUGGGCUGAUGAGUGAGGACUCACUCAUUCCCAGACCUUUGCCAAGUGAUUUACUUUGGAAUUACUGAGCAAUCAAACACAGAAAACCAAGGACACCUACGCAGGAUUAAUUUUCUGGACUUCAAUCUCUGAAAUUUAAUUUCUACACACACCUCUUUGUUUAUCGGUGCAAUGGCACAAAAAAAUAGGAACACCUCUCGCCGUGGAGGAAAUGGAAAACGUGGCAUCUCAGAACAAGAAAUUUGCUCAUUUGGUCAUCAGGAGCAGAUAUUGACCCUGAAGGGCCAUAAUGAAGAAAUGGAGCUGAGAAUUAAAGAGCUUAUGGAUAGUAAGAAGCAGCUCACCAGAGAGGUCUACAAGCUGAAAGACCUUCUGAAGAUCCAGGGAAAGGCCAUGGAAAAUCCGCUGGAGGCCAAUGACCAGAAAAUGGACGAGGCCUCAGCAGAGGACCAGGACCUUCCACCAAAGGUACAACAAGCUGCAAACAUCCAGGAGGUUGAAGUGGACAAAAGGGCAGAUGAGAAGAAAAGCCUGGAGGAAACGAACAAGGACGAAAAAGUUCUCUGGAAGAAAGAAAAAAUGGAAUUGGAGGCAAAAGUGGCAGAUCUCCAAAAGCAAAUCCAUGCCCUGGAGAUGAAAAAGGAAAUGGAACAGAAUGACUUUCUUGGCAUGCAGCAAGACGACGAAGCCUUCAAAGAAGAAAAAAAAGAAUUUCAGAAGGACAUUAAGAAGCUGCAGGAGGCUAAGAAGAAACUCCAGGAAAAAUAUAAAAAAUUAGAGAAAGAACUGGAGGUACAGAAGAGGAAGCUUGAGAACAAAGAAAGUAUUUUGGCUGAAAAAAAACAAAUCGAAGAGGAAAUGAUGUCUCUGAUUUCUGAGAAUCAAAAACUCAAAUCCAGUACAAAAGCUCUGCAAAAGCAAGCCAAAGAACUGGGGGAUGAGAAUGAGAGGCUGAUGAUCGUCUUCAACGACAAAAAGCAAGAGCUUGUAGAUACAAAGGUGAAAGAGGCCUUUCUGAAGCUCAAGCAAAAACUGAAGGAUGACAAAAAGGCUUUCCAGGAAGAGAGUCACAAGCUUCGACUGGAGAAGCUUGAGCUGGAGGCAAAAAAUGCAGAUCUCCUGAAGCAAACCGAACAUCUGAAGGCCAAACGUAAAGAACAGAUGGAGAAGAAGGAUCUGCAGAACAAAACCACGAAGCCAGAAGAUCUGGAGGCCAAAAUACAAAACCUCCAGAACGAAAAACAGCACCUGGAGGCCGAAAACAAAGACCUUCUCAGAGAAAAAGCAAAUCUGGAAACCAAAAAUAGAGACCUCGAGAUCAAAAAUGAACACCUGGAGGCUGAAAACAAAGACCUUCACCUGGAAAAAAUAAAUCUGGAAACCAAAACACAAGACCUCCAGAACAAAAAACAGCACCUGGAGGCCGAAAACAAAGACCUUCUCAGAGAAAAAGCAAAUCUGGAAACCAAAACUAGAGACCUCGAGAUCAAAAAUGAACACCUGGAGGCUGAAAACAAAGACCUUCACCUGGAAAAAAUAAAUCUAGAAACAAAAACACAAGACCUCCAGAACGAAAAACAGCACCUGGAGGCCGAAAACAAAGACCUUCUCAGAGAAAAAGCAAAUCUGGAAACCAAAACUAGAGACUUCCAGAAAGACAACGAUCAUCUGAACCUGGAUAAGAAGGCACUUGAGGUGGAAUAUCAAGCCCUUCACAAAAAGAGCGAAGAGAUGAUGGAAGUUACUAAAAUACUGGAGAAAGAAAAUGAGGAGCUGCAGGAGCUUCUCAGCAAGAAAAAGAAGAAGAAAUUCUUCAGGUUCUUCAAACACACUGAGCCAAAAGAGAAGGAAGAGCAGAAGAUGGAAAAGCAGAAAAAAGAGAAGAAGUCAGCAGGUUGCUGGAGCUGGUUCCACUAAACCUGCUUUCUUCACCUUCCACACCUUUUCCUCUCAUCUUUCUUCACCUUCCACACCUUUUCCUCUCAUCUUUCUUCACCUUCCACACCUUUUCCUCUCAUCUUUCUUCACCUUCUUCACCUUUUCCUCUCAUCUUUCUUCACCUUCUACACCUUUUCCUCUCAUCUUUCUUCACCUUCUACACCUUUUCCUUUCAUCUUUCUUCACCUUACACACCUUUUCCUCUCAUCUUUCUCCAGUCUAACUUCCAUCUUUCUCAUCUUGCCACCUCCAACCAUCACCUCUCCAUCCACCUUAUCCCCCAUUCUCCACCCCUUUCUCAGCCUUUUCUCACCCCUUUCUCACCUCUCUGUCCUCCCCUAUCCAAAGGGCAGCACGGUGGCUCAGUGUUCAGCGCUGUAGCCUCACAGAAACACCUCCUCCUGUUUCUGUGUGGAGUUCUGUGUUCUCCACGUGUUAGCGUGGGUUUUCCCCGGGUUACUCCGGUUUCCUCCCACAUCAUUAAAAAACACAAACCAAAUUAGGCUAAUUGGACACUCUAAAUUAUUUCAACUUUAAAAAAAAAAAAAAAAAAAAUCAUCAAAAAUAAAACAAACAACUAAACAUAUUUCAGCAUUUGUCUGCCUCUAUGGGUAAAAUACAACUAACUGCACCACAUUGUGGCUGCUGGUUGUUGUACAAACUGUUGGUUCUGAUGUCAACAAAACUAACGUUGUGAAGGUUAUUAUAAAUGUGUGUUUAGUGUUUUUGAUUCUUUGCAGGAAAUUGUUCCAGGAGCUACAAUCAUGACUGCACAUCUACUACUGAACAUAAAACAUUUAGACAGAGAAUCUGCUGACAGAAGUACUAAAACAUUCUAAAAACUUGUAAGAUGC
Amphiprion ocellaris (clown anemonefish) is the source of this 3121-nucleotide messenger RNA. Its product is annotated as myosin-9-like. Bases 501 to 2246 code for a protein of 581 amino acids. NCBI's taxonomy places the organism in Eukaryota, Metazoa, Chordata, Actinopteri, Pomacentridae. The transcript has a single exon. The record is from RefSeq and is a predicted model, not a curated record.